Messenger RNA from Neodiprion virginianus, 1326 nucleotides. RefSeq lists its product as uncharacterized. The record is from RefSeq and is a predicted model, not a curated record. Lineage: Eukaryota; Metazoa; Arthropoda; Insecta; Hymenoptera; Diprionidae. The transcript has 3 exons. The coding region runs from base 1 to 1326 and encodes 441 amino acids.
AUGGCGUAUGCUCUAACUCCACUUACUGACUGCGAGAUUAAACUCGAAGUGCUCGAGUUAAUGUGGAACAAAAUCUCCGAUGCCCACGACAAGCUCACCGGUUGCAAGGACAUUGACAUGUCCCACAACUAUUUCAACGAUGCGCGAUACACCAAAGCACUAAAUCGCUACGUCUUGGUCAAAUCUGCGCUUAAGAGUCGUAUGGCUGAGCUCGAACCUCGUCCUGUACCUCAUUCGCCUCACAAUCUUUCUGUUUUCGCUCAAACAAUGGCCGCUCAUCCACCGCUGCCUACGAUCCAGCCUCCAACAUUCAACGGAGAACUACUCGAGUGGCAAUCAUUCAAGAACAAAUUCUGGGAGUACGAGGAAGUCCCGUCUACUCUCCAAGAGUCUCUCAGCGCUAAAGAAGCUGAGUGUAAAGUUCACUACAUCGCUACUCACUCUCGCGACAGCUCUGGUCGCUACAUUGUGCGUUCGCCCUUCAAAUCAAACGCUUCGCCACUUGGACACUCAAAAGGCAUCGCACAACACUCACUAUCACGCUUACUCAAUCGCCUCUCGCAUCAACCUGAACUCCAGCAUCUGUAUAAGGAUUUUCUCAACGAGUACGAGACCCUGGGUCACAUGCAGAAAGUCCAACUAUCAAACGCAUUAUCUGAUGGUUACUAUUUACCACAUCACGGCGUAAUGCGCAACAACAAGAUCCGUGUGAUAUUCAACGGCUCCUGCAAGACCACUUCAGAUGUUUCGACAAUCCUGGUACAUCCUGAUGAUCGCAAGUUUCAACGAAUAUUGUGGAUCAACGAAGCUUCAGAAAUCCAGCAUACUGAGCUCUCUACUGUCACAUACGGCACUACGCCAGCUCCUUAUCUCUCACGUCGCACGCUUCAGCAACCACAACUAGAUGAAGGCCACGACUUUCCACCAGCUGCUGAACCCUUCAAAAAAGGUAGUUACGUUGAUGAUAUCACUGGUGGUGCUGAUGAUCUGGAUACGCUUAAUGAGAUUACUAAUCAGGUUGAAGAGAUGUGCCUCAGAGGAUGUUUUCCGCUAUCCAAAUGGAAAAGUCAUCAUCCGAGAUUUGUCAAACGCCAGUCAACGUCAUCUGCUAGCUCUGAUUCGCAUGUAUUCAACGAAUCUGCCACAAAAAAUCUGGGGCUUGCUUGCGAAUACGCACCAGACGUACUCAAGGUCACAAGUCACACUCAGCAGAGAGCUGCCAUAACCAAACGCACCAUACUCUCUGCAACGGCUCAACUUUUUGACCCACUGGGUUUGAUCUCACCAGUCAUCGUCCGUGCUAAAAUUCCGAUGCAAGACUUGUAA